Messenger RNA from Cucumis melo (muskmelon), 923 nucleotides. RefSeq lists its product as uncharacterized. Gene Ontology annotation, molecular function: cysteine-type endopeptidase inhibitor activity. The record is from RefSeq and is a predicted model, not a curated record. The transcript has a single exon. NCBI's taxonomy places the organism in Eukaryota, Viridiplantae, Streptophyta, Magnoliopsida, Cucurbitales, Cucurbitaceae. The coding region runs from base 54 to 668 and encodes 204 amino acids.
UCACAACAAAACUCUCUCUUAGCAAACAUAAAUAUCAAAGAAGUGAAAGGAAGAUGAGUUGCGAGACAAAGAAAGAGCAGUGGAUCCAAAUCCAUGAUACAACAACACCUUGUGUGAUUAAUUUUGGAAAACAUGCUGUGGAUGACCACAACAAAGAAAAAGGAGAUAACCUUGUAUUCAAAAAGGUUAUAAUCGGAUGGUAUUUGGAGAUAGAUUAUAAUAAAACAAAGCUUCGUCUUAUUAUUGAAGUAGUAAACAGUAAGGGAGAAGUAAUAACAUUCGAAGUAGUUAUUGUGGUAGAUGAUAAAGAUGGAAAAACAGUGAAGACAGUCAUUUCAUUUGUUCCUGGGCAUAUAGAUGAGAAGAAUCCAUGGACAUUUUGGAUUAAAAUUCAUAAUGUUACCGAGCCUCAUGUGCAAGAAAUUGCAAAGUUUGCAGUGGAAGAGCAUAACAAGAUUACUCAUGACAAUCUUAUAUACAUUUGCAUCAUUGAAGGCUGGUAUCAUGUGUCGACUAUUCCACCUGUUACACUAUGGAAACUUCAUCUUAAGGCCAAGGAUUGCUUGGGACGUGUGCGGGAGUACGAAGCUUUGGUCAAAGAAGAGAAACUGCUGCCUAAGCACGUUCUGAAACUUGAACAUUUCAUAGUUAUACCAAAGAUAUGUUGAAAACUUGCUACAUAUGUGGGUUCUUUUAUGUUAUGUGACGCCCUUGACUAUAACUAUACAUAAAUAGUCAAGUGCCUUAAUAAAAUAAAGCUUUUUAAAAUAUAUAUUACCACUACAAGAAAAGAAGGUAUUAUAGCGGUUUAUAAUUUAGUAUAUAGUAAUGGAUUAUAAACGUUGCCACAUCUAUAGCAGCGGUCUAGUAACUGCUGACAAAAGCGGUGUUGAGAGCUCAAUUGCAAUGAUUUAUUUACUCUA